CUACGACCCCACGGGCAAGGCUCGUUACCUAGAGGUGUGUAAGAUGUUCGACGUGGUUCCGGUGUCCUACUUCCUCAGGAACGUGCACAGUCCAGAACUGUCCAUGAUGCACCACGGACUCGGCCCUCAGCAAAGCCCUGGCUGUUCCCUUGGUAACCAACACCUCCAUUCUGAAGCUGAAUCUGCGAGAUAAUGGAAUGGAGGGAGAAGGUGGAGCCGCCAUAGCUGACAUGCUGAAGGAGAACCUUUACAUCACAGAAAUAGAUCUUUCAGAGAACAGGCUCGGCGAGUAUGGGAUAAAAGCUCUGGCCAGCAUGCUGCUCGAGAACACCUCCCUCAUCUCCCUUAACCUUUCUGGGAACCAUCUGGACGAGCGAGCGGCUAAACACCUGGCUCUGGUGCUGAACAAAAACCAGCACCUGCAGCAUCUGGAUUUGAGCCACAACCGUCUGGGAGAAGCAGCAGGGGAAAUUCUGGGUCCCGCUAUAGCCGAGAACACGGGAAUGAAGUCGCUCAGUCUGGCCUGGAACUGCAUUCGUGGAAAAGGCGCCGUCGCUUUAGCUAAAGGCCUCGCGGCUAACAUAUUCUUACAAACUGUGGACUUAUCUUACAACGGACUGGCCAGAGAGGGAGCGACGGCUCUCGGGGAAGGGCUGAAAGACAACAACACGCUGGAGGAACUCAAUAUCAGCAUCAACCGCAUCCCUCCUGAAGGAGCGGUCCACAUAGCCGUGGGUCUCAAAGCAAACAACAACCUGAGGAUUCUUAGAAUGGCACGGAAUCCUGUCCGCUCUGCCGGAUGUCUUGCGGUGCUCAAAGCGGUUCAAGGAAACCCUUCAUCUUCAAUGGAGUAUCUGGACUUCUCUGACAUCAGCGUGGACCAAGAGUUUGAAGAGUUGCUCAAUUCACUCAAAGAUACGCUACCAAACUUCCGAGUGAAACACGGCGGAACAAUAAGAGCUUUCCAAAAACCUUAAGAGCUGACCUCUACUAGAGCGUCCGAUUCUAAUCUGAUGAGCUGAUGUGUCUUGUGAAUAGAAGAAGAAGAAGAAGAAGAGCAGCAUGGAUGUCCGUUCUCGACUGUUUAACAGGGUUAGUGAGCAGCAGCACCUGCUGUGUGUAAUAGGAACAGCUGCUGAACACAGUCAUGUUCUCACAGUCGCGUUCUCACAGUCGGUUCUCACAGUCACGUUCUCACAGUCACGUUCUCACAGUCACGUUCUCACAGUCGGUUCUCA
Hemibagrus wyckioides is the source of this 1238-nucleotide messenger RNA. It is a transcript of the gene lrrc74b, whose product is annotated as leucine rich repeat containing 74B. NCBI's taxonomy places the organism in Eukaryota, Metazoa, Chordata, Actinopteri, Siluriformes, Bagridae. Gene Ontology annotation, molecular function: protein binding. The record is from RefSeq and is a predicted model, not a curated record. The transcript is spliced from 8 exons. Bases 198 to 977 code for a protein of 259 amino acids.